Molecule: messenger RNA, 1593 nt
Organism: Rotaria sordida
Lineage: Eukaryota; Metazoa; Rotifera; Eurotatoria; Philodinida; Philodinidae
Source: the annotation of a GenBank genome assembly
AUGCUUGAAGAAAAAAUGCAUGAAGAUGAACAAACAAAUAAACAACAAAAUGGAGAAAAAAAAGACAAAGAUAAAGAUAAAGAUAAAGAUAAAGAAAAAAAACAUAAAAAACAUAAACAUCACAAACAUCAUAAAUCACAUAAAAAUGAUAAAAAACAUGAACGAAAACGAAGUCGUUCACCAAUUAAUGAUCAUCGUCGUCGUCGUUCACCAACACCACCAACAUUAUCUAGUGGUAAACGACGUGAUGUUAAUUCUGAAUUACAUCAAUUAGCUCAAACAUUAAGUCGACAAGGAAGUUCAAAAGAUCAUUCAACAACAAAAACAAAUCGUCGUGAAAAAUCACCAGAAUUAACACCAGAAGAACGAGAUCUUCGGACAGUAUUUUGUAUGCAAUUAGCAGCAAUGAUUCGACCACGUGAUCUUGAAGAAUUUUUUUCACGGGUUGGUAAAGUUCGUGAUGUACGUUUAAUAACAGAUCCUCGAACACGUCGAUCAAAAGGUGUUGCUUAUGUUGAAUUUCGUGAUUUAACUUGUGUUCAAGCAGCUCUUGCUUUAUCUGGUGAAAAAGUUCUUGGUAUACCAAUUAUUGUUAAACCAUCAAAUGCUGAAAAAAAUCGUUUAGCAGCACAAGCAGCUGCAGCUGCUGCUGCACAAAAUUCAGUUAUGACAAAUGGUAUAACAGCACUUUCUGGAACAGUUAUACCAACACAUGGACCAAUGAAAUUAUAUGUUGGAUCAUUACAUUUUAAUAUAACUGAAGAUAUGUUACGUGGUAUAUUUGAACCAUUUGGACGUAUUGAUAAUAUUACACUAAUGAAAGAUCCUGAUUCGACUCGAUCGAGAGGAUAUGGUUUUAUUCAAUUUGCUCAUGCUGAAGAUGCUAAACGAGCUAUGGAAAAUUUAAAUGGUUUUGAAUUAGCUGGACGACCAAUGAAAGUUGGUCAUGUUACUGAACGACCCGGUGAUAUGACUGGUACAGUCGGUACAACAUUUCCAACAUAUACCGGUGGCGUUUCAUCAUCAUUUACAUCUGCAUCCAAUCUUGAUUCAGAUGAUCUUGAUCAUCGUGGUAUUAAUUUAGGUGCAACUGGACGUUUAGCUUUAAUGGCUAAAUUAAGUGAAGGUAGUGGUUUACAAAUGCCAAAACAUGCUAUUGAUGCAUUACAAGCUGCACAUAUGCAAGCAGCUGGUUCUCAACAUGUUCGUAUACCUGAACCACCUAAUCCACAACAAUUAGCAACAGUAACAGCUGUUAGUACACAAUGUUUUAUGCUUUCAAAUAUGUUUGAUCCAACUACAGAAGCUAAUCAUAAUCCUGAUUGGGCUAAAGAAAUUCGUGAUGAAGUUAUUGAAGAAUGUAAUAAACAUGGUGGUGUUGUGCAUAUUUAUGUUGAUGAAAAAAGUUCCGAUGGAAAUGUUUAUGUUAAAUGUUCGACUAUUGCUAGUGCGAUCAAUGCAGUCAAUUCACUUCAUGGUCGAUUCUUUUCUGGUCGUACUGUCGUCGGAAAUUAUAUACCAACUCAAUCAUAUCAUAAACUCUUUCCUGCAGCAAGCACAGCGAUAACACCACUUGUUCUUUCAUAUCAAUAG